Amphibalanus amphitrite is the source of this 2550-nucleotide messenger RNA. RefSeq names its product cyclin-dependent kinase 8-like. Bases 117 to 1508 code for a protein of 463 amino acids. Gene Ontology annotation, biological process: protein phosphorylation. The transcript is spliced from 11 exons. The record is from RefSeq and is a predicted model, not a curated record. Gene Ontology annotation, cellular component: nucleus; mediator complex. Gene Ontology annotation, molecular function: RNA polymerase II CTD heptapeptide repeat kinase activity; cyclin-dependent protein serine/threonine kinase activity; ATP binding. Lineage: Eukaryota; Metazoa; Arthropoda; Thecostraca; Balanomorpha; Balanidae.
UUCGAAGUAUGCGCUGACUUGUCGCUGACUUUACAAACGCUCUUCGUUUGUUUUCAGCUUCAGUUUUUUUUUUUUGAAAGUCAAGGUGUGAAGGUGUGAAUAGCAGCAAGGCAGUCAUGGAUUAUGAAUUUAAACAGAAGACACAAGUUGAACGUGCCAAAGUUGAAGAUAACUUUGAAUUCGAAGGCUGCAAAGUGGGUCGUGGUACCUAUGGCCAUGUGUACAAGGCCAAGAGAAGAGAUGGGAAAGACGUGCGCGAGUACGCGCUGAAGCAGAUCGAGGGCACGGGCCUCUCCAUGUCCGCCUGUCGCGAGAUCGCCCUGCUGCGCGAGCUCAAGCACCCGAACGUCAUCAACCUGCAGCGCGUGUUCCUGUCGCAGCCCGACAGGAAGGUCUGGCUGCUCUUCGACUAUGCCGAACACGACCUUUGGCACAUCAUCAAGUACCACCGGGCGGCCAAGGCCAACAAGAAACCGGUGCUGGUGUCGCGUGGCAUGGUGAAGUCGCUGCUGUACCAGAUCCUGGACGGCAUCCACUACCUGCACGCCAACUGGGUGCUGCACAGAGACCUGAAGCCGGCCAACAUCCUCGUCAUGGGAGAGGGUCCGGAGCGCGGCCGGGUGAAGAUCGCCGACAUGGGGUUCGCGCGCCUCUUCAACUCGCCUCUGAAGCCGCUGGCAGACCUGGACCCGGUGGUGGUGACAUUCUGGUACCGAGCGCCCGAGCUGCUGCUGGGAGCCAGACACUACACUAAGGCCAUCGAUAUCUGGGCGAUCGGCUGCAUCUUCGCCGAGCUGCUCACCUCAGAGCCCAUCUUCCACUGCCGCCAAGAGGACAUCAAGACGUCGAACCCGUACCACCACGACCAGCUGGACCGCAUCUUCAACGUCAUGGGCUUCCCGCAGGAGAAGGACUGGGAGGACAUCCGCAAGAUGCCCGAGCACGGCACGCUGCUGAAGGACUUCAAACGGUCCAGCUAUGCCAACUACUCCCUGGUCAAGUACAUGGAGCGGCACAAGGUGAAGCCCGACAGCAAGUCCUUCCACUUGCUGCAGAAGCUGCUCAUCAUGGACCCCACCAAGCGGAUCACCUCGGAGACGGCCAUGGUGGACGACUACUUCAAGGAGGAUCCGCUGCCCACAUCAGACGUGUUUGAGGGCCACAGUAUACCGUACCCGAAGCGCGAGUUCCUCACGGAGGAGGACCAAGAGGACAAGUCCUCGGCCAACAAGGUGAGAAAGGGAGCAGAGUCUCACGGUCAGGCGGCCAAGCGGGUGCGGCUGGGCCACGGGCCGCACCAGGUCACCUCGCAGGCCAGCGACAGCCACGGGCACCAGAUGAGUCGGCAACAGCAUUCCAGUCACAUGAGUCAGCAACAGCAGCAGCAACAGCAACAACAGCAACAACAGCAGCAGCAGCAGCAACAGCAGCAGCCGCCGAGCAGUAUGAGUUUCGGCCAGGCGAGCGCGGGUGGACCCAACCCGAGCCAGUAUGGCCAGCGGUACUGAGAGGCGACCGUCGCUGAGCCGCUGUUGCUGCUGCCGCCGCCUCCCGCUCACAGCGGCAGGGCCGGGUGGGGGACCGGGCCGCUGCCGCCUGGACUGUCACUGGCGGCAGACGACUCCCGGUGGAUCACCACUGCCGGUAUGUGUGACAGAGGACAGCUGCCGACAAUGCGGUCGGCUGGUCCGGGCAGUUAUCGAUACUGUCCCCAGUGGGAUGCGGUAACCGACAGUUACUUGUGGAGAACCACUGCCGAUGGCGGCGGAGAACAGCUGCCGAGGCUGGUAGCGGCGGAUGAGACAGCUCCCGAGCGUUUUACCAGUGGGGGACAACUACCCAACUAUCGGCAGUGAAAGGCAGCUUACGUCAGCAAGAGAAAACUCCGGACUGUGUCCAUUGGAGGACUGCUGUGUCGAUGUCAGCAGUGAAGGAAAUCUGUCGUUCCUACUUCCACCGGAGGACAGGUGACUCUUCAGUGGACGCUGCCCCGCCGAGGCAUGGGCCCCCAAGGCCGAGAGCACUGUGACAGUGUGAUUAGGGCUUUCUGAACGUUUCACCGUGCCCGCGACGUGUACGCCGCGUCGCUACUAGGCCAUUCCUGUGGCACGAUACUCGACAGUGCAAAUGGUCCGUCUGGGAAAGGGUGAGCGUGCUGAGCGCGAUUUUAUUCAUCUGGUUCUUCCAGAGCGCCGCCACUACUCAGCAGAGAUGUCGCCCCUGCGGCCGUGACAGUAACCGUGACCAGACUGUCACGGCAGUAGGCGGCAGUCAGUGACUCACUCAGUCUGUGAACUGAGUCGGUCAAGUGGCGCGCUGGUUCCCGACGCGUUUGGGGCCAGACGUAUGUGAACGUGUAACCGAUGACCCGCCGUGUCACGGCGCCCUCCCCUGCGCGAUGUCUGGCGAUUCUGAUUCAGGAGUACCUCCUUAGUUGUGGGUGGGUAAGAGAGCGACCCUGUGCCCCGUAAAGGUGCGAUGUUUGUAGUUAGUUUUGAUGAUCGUGGAUUGUGGUGCCUUUUGUACAAAAUACAUAUUCGUGACAAAUAA